CGGGCAGCUGGGUGGCCGUCAUUGUUUACAAGUGGCGCCAGGAGGAGGCUGCGUGCACCCACCUGCAAGAUUUCCAAAUUAUAGUCGACUAGCAGACAUGGGUCGUCGCAAGUCAAAGAGAAAGCCACCUCCAAAGAGGAAGAAUAUUGAACCACUGGAUACGCAAUUUAAUUGUCCAUUCUGUAAUCACGAAAAGUCAUGUGAAGUUAAAAUGAAUAAACCAAGGAAUGCUGGAAGAGUUUCAUGCCGUGUGUGUCUGGAAGACUUCCAGUGUACUAUUAACUACCUCUCGGAACCUGUUGAUGUUUACAAUGAAUGGAUUGAUGCUUGUGAAACUGCAAACUGAUCGAUUCAGUUUGUGCAAUUUUUUUUAUGUUCAUCUUAAUUAUGAAAUACU
Procambarus clarkii (red swamp crayfish) is the source of this 397-nucleotide messenger RNA. RefSeq names its product transcription elongation factor 1 homolog. NCBI's taxonomy places the organism in Eukaryota, Metazoa, Arthropoda, Malacostraca, Decapoda, Cambaridae. Gene Ontology annotation, biological process: transcription elongation by RNA polymerase II. The record is from RefSeq and is a predicted model, not a curated record. Gene Ontology annotation, molecular function: RNA polymerase II complex binding. Gene Ontology annotation, cellular component: transcription elongation factor complex.